CGGGAGGAUGUCGGGAUAAAAAGUAAGCCGCGCUGGGUAGAAAAGUUUCGGGAAGAGCAGGAGGGAGGGGACUGAGGAGUGAAAGAGUGGUUAACAGACAGCGAGCAUGACUGACGCCGAGGCGCAGAGCGCUCCACUUUCGGCAGCGGUUGAGGAGGAUAAAACCCAGCCGGAGAGGAAAGUGAUAGCCACCUUGGUCCAAGGCACAGUGAAAUGGUUCAAUGUACGUAAUGGCUAUGGCUUCAUAAACAGGAAUGACACCAAAGAAGAUGUGUUUGUUCAUCAGACUGCCAUCAAGAAGAACAACCCCAGGAAGUUCCUCCGCAGCGUUGGAGAUGGGGAGGUCGUAGAGUUUGAUGUGAUUGAAGCAGCAAAGGGUUCAGAGGCGGCCAAUGUGACGGGCCCAGGUGGUGUUCCGGUCAAAGGGAGCCGCUACGCACCCAACAAACGGCGCUUCCGUCGACGGUUCUUCCCCCGUAGCCCUCGGCCCGAUGACCAGAGUACACCUGCUGAUGGCCAAGCCCCCGCUGUUGAGGGUGAGGGGUCAGGGGAGAGUGACGGAACGAGACCACCACCACAGCAGCAGCGUCGCCGUAGGCCACCGAGGCCACGACAGGAUGUACAAGAUGGGGAGUCUGAAGAGCAAAGGAAUGAUGUAGCAGAGGGCAACCAAAUGCAACGACCAACACGGCGCAGGUUCUGGCGUCCAUAUCGCAGACCAUUUCGGCCUCGGCCAAAAUCCGAUCAGGCUGCGGAUGACCAGCAGGUUGCAGCUGUAGAUCAGGUUGAGGAGCAGGGUGAAGAGAAGCAGUCCGAUCCCACCAAGGAGCCACAGACUAACGGAGAAGCAGAUGAAGGCCCGAAACAACGGCGCCCCUCAAGACGCCGCAGGCAAAGGAAUUCUGAGUCAUCUGCCUCAAAAAAUGAUACAGAGAAGUCCGCGUCAGAGCCUGGUACCCCACCUCAGAAUUCAAAACCAGGCGACCUGAAAUCGGCACAGAAAUCUCCAAAGGUCUCUCCUAAAGCCUCUCCCAAAUCCCCUCCUGAAACGCCCAAAUCACCUGAGGCAGCUGCCACAACAGUCCCAGCACCUACAGAGUGACAUCAAUGAGAGGGACAGUCAUGUGACCCUUGGCAAGAGGUGGGAUCCCACAUUGAUGUGGCAAAGGGUGGAACACAUGAGGGUGUCGGGGUAUUUUUUUACAGAGGGCAGGAUGACCGACAUUAACCAGCAGUUGAGUCACAGGGAUUUAAUGAGGAGUGGUGGCAUUAAAAGGGUUGAGAAGCGUUUUAGGUUGAGUCUGUACAUGUUUGGACCUAGACUUUGUUUAAUACAGGGAACAUUUUUGCUGACAACUUGGAUUUAAAAGUAAUCCUUAGUUCAGGGAUUAGAGGUGUCUUUUUGUUUUUGACUUCAUUCAAACCUGGCAUUACCAUCCGUCCUCAGUGAUCUGAUCACACAUGGACUACACCAAGUGCGACUGUUCACACCUGGAUGCAUCUCCUGUGACGUCAUCACUCUUUGCAACAACGUUCUAAUUUUGACAAGUUUGACUGUAUAGAUGCGUCUGUCAGCAUGUUUGUGUGUGCGUGCAAAUGACAGGAAGAGAAAUGGAGGGAGAAGGCUGAGUUAAUCAAAGCCCUACUAGCAUUGAAAAAGGUUUUAACUAUAUUAUUUUUUUUAAACCAUGUGGCAGUCAGUGUUGUACUGACAGUGGCUGCCUGCAUGAACACUGAAUAGGGGUAAAAAAGGCGUUAGCAGAGGAGGUGGUCUGUAAUGCACCCUGAAGACAAAUUGUAUGGGACAAGUGUUCUGUACUUGGUGUAACCUGGAUGUGAUCAGAUCUCUCAGGAUGGAUAAUUUCAGGUCUGAACGGGGCCGUAAUGUCUUUAUUUCUGUGAUGUCUUUGUGCUUUUAUUUCCUUUUUGUUUGUCUUGUAGGUCCGAGGGUUGGAGGGGCUGUCUGGAACUAUUUCAGAACAUGCGCACUGCUCUCCCCUCCCUGCACUCCUCCAUACUCCAACCCUCCUCAUCCCACUGUCCUCCCCUCAGGCCUUCCCCCCCUCAUCUUGUGUUGUCUCGUCUAGACACUUGACGUUUGGUAGGGAAGAAUUUAGAUCCUGUAGGGUGCACAGAAAUGAUUAGAAUUUAGAAAUGAAAGUACAUCUUUAAAAAGGAAAAUGGACAAUCUGCUUGACAGCCCAGUUGUUUCACCCCCUUUAAAAUACUGUUUUUCUUUGAUUAGAUUGGGCUCAUCAAGUAGUUUAGAGGAACCUACCUUGAUUUUUAUUUAACUUAAUUUGGUUGAAGAGGGGGAAACCAAGCAGGUGUGAGGUUGGUGGUGCAUCAUGGGAGUCAGUUUAGUUCCAUUACCACCUCAGUCGCGUUAAACAUGCAACUCCCUUCAUUUUCCUCAGUUGAGGAUAUGUUGAAAAACUCAUUUUAGUUUUACUUAUUUGUAAUUUUGUAUAUUUGUUUAUUUUUUUUGAAGGGGAUAACGUGCAAUGUUGUUGCUUAAAAAAUGCUAAUUAAUAAAUCAUGUGUGCAAAUCUCAA
Solea solea (common sole) is the source of this 2555-nucleotide messenger RNA. Its product is annotated as Y-box-binding protein 2-A-like. NCBI's taxonomy places the organism in Eukaryota, Metazoa, Chordata, Actinopteri, Pleuronectiformes, Soleidae. The coding region runs from base 107 to 1102 and encodes 331 amino acids. The transcript has 9 exons. Gene Ontology annotation, molecular function: nucleic acid binding. Gene Ontology annotation, biological process: regulation of gene expression. Gene Ontology annotation, cellular component: nucleus. The record is from RefSeq and is a predicted model, not a curated record.